CAGAAUCCAAAACUUUUUUUUUUGUUGGUUUUUGGAGAAUGGCCGUUGAAGCAGAGAAAUCUGGGUCUGAUGGGAAGGCUUGGAGUCUUUGCAAAAUGCCGUUUUGGCAAGGGAGAAAUGGGUCUUCUUCCUCUUCAUCUUCUUCGUUAACUUCUAUGCAAUAUUCUCAUAAUGCUUAUCACCACCACCACCAGAAUCAGAAUCAGAAUCACCCUCAUCAUCAUCAUCAUCAUCAUCAUCAGUCUGUGGAGCGAACGAGUCUUCAUUCUUCCAAUACGGUGUCGUCUAUGGCCAAGUCCCUCCUUCCCACUCGUAGAAGGCUCCGUCUUGACCCUCCCACCAAGCUCUUCUUUCCAUAUGAACCUGGUAAGCAGGUUAGGAGUGCCAUUGGGAUUAAAAACACAAGCAAGUCUCAUGUAGCUUUCAAGUUCCAAACAACAGCACCAAAGAGCUGUUACAUGCGUCCUCCUGGAGGCAUACUUGCUCCUGGUGAAAGUAUUAUUGCAACCGUAUUCAAGUUUGUGGAACCUCCGGAGAGUAAUGAAAAACCACUGGAUCAGAAGAGCAGGGUCAAGUUCAAGAUCAUAAGUCUAAAAGUGAAAGGAGAAAUGGACUAUGUUCCGGAACUGUUUGAUGAACAAAAAGACCAUGUGGCUGUUGAGCAAAUUCUAAGAGUUGUUUUCCUUGACCCUGAACGCCAAAGCCCUGCACUCGACAAACUCAAGCGACAAUUAGCUGAGGCAGAAGCUGCACUUGAGGCUCGUAAAAAGCCUCCAGAAGACACGGGCCCUCGAAUUGUUGGCGAAGGGCUUGUCAUAGAUGAAUGGAAAGAGCGAAGGGAAAGAUACCUCGCUCGACAACAAGUUGAAGGGGUUGAUUCAGUGUGAAGUGAUUCUUUCUUUUUGUAUGGAUAGAGGUUUCAAUCUGCGACAUUAAAAGUUCUUUUCCCUGCUGAUAGUUGAGAAAAGCUUGCUACAACAAAAUUGGACCAUCAAAGGUAAAGUGGAAGAAUGUCUUGUUGUGGAUAAUGCAGUGGCAAUUUUUUAUUUGAUUGAAGGAUCUUGAGUCAAGGUUCAUGCCUUGUUACUUGUAGAUAGAUAGAGGGAAUGGAAUUGAAAACGAAGGUUUAUUUUGAUAGCAAAUGUUAUGAAAAAACCAGUUGAUACUGGGCUUUGUGGA
Molecule: messenger RNA, 1179 nt
Organism: Morus notabilis
Lineage: Eukaryota; Viridiplantae; Streptophyta; Magnoliopsida; Rosales; Moraceae
Product: vesicle-associated protein 4-2
Exons: 7
Coding region: 39-887 (282 amino acids)
Biological process (GO): endoplasmic reticulum membrane organization
Cellular component (GO): plasma membrane; endoplasmic reticulum membrane
Source: RefSeq, a predicted model, not a curated record